GGCGCGCGACGUCGUCUGGGCGGCGCGCGCGCCUCCGGGGGCCCGGCCGAGCGCUGCCGGUGCUGGUGGCGUCCGGGGCAGGAGGCUUGACGAGGAGGGCUUGCGGCGGCGUGUCGGGGUGUCGGUUUUGUGGCUGUCGAGGCCGCCCGCUCCUGGUCAUGAGAGUAGCCCUAAGGUUCAAAAUCGCAUUGGUUUGCCAAGUUGGAACUUAGGAUUGGAGUGGGGGCAGCCGAGCCUUGGCGGUAGCAAAGACUGAAGGAGUGACAGAGGACAAUCCAUCUGUGACGAUCCACUGCUCCCUUGGCGAAGAAAGGACAUCUAGUGAUCACGACAUUGCUUGUGAUUGACUGAGAAUGCUUUCUGCUGUUUUAUUUUAUUUUUAAGGAGAAAGAGUCCUGAAGCAAAAACAUCUUAGAGAAAAAAUAUUCCAGGGCCAUGCAAGCCAGCUGUAACCAGCUGCACGAUCCGCCAGGCGCCGCACGUGAUAAAGAUGGCUCAGCUGCUCAGUGUGUUCUCCCAUCAAGAUCCACAGACGGUUCUCUUCACCCUGGAGAUGUACAUAUCCAAAUAAACUCCGGACCUAAAGAAUACCCUGAGAAUCCAAGCUCUAGAAAUGCAAGGCCGGGGGUCUGCGCCUGUGCCCAUGGAUGCAUGCAGAGCCGUUUCCGUAGUCACUCCCACAGUGACGCAAGGCCACCUGAGGACUUUGCCACAGAGUCUGGAGAACAUGGAAGUGGCUCCUUCUCAGAAUUCCGCUAUCUCUUCAAGUGGCUGCAAAAAAGUCUUCCUUAUAUUUUGAUUCUGGGUAUUAAACUUGUUAUGCAGCAUAUAACAGGAAUUUCUCUUGGAAUUGGGCUGCUAACAACUUUUAUGUAUGCAAACAAAAGCAUUGUAAAUCAGGUUUUUCUAAGAGAACGGUCAUCAAAGAUUCAGUGUGCUUGGUUAUUGGUGUUCUUGGCAGGUUCUUCCGUUCUUUUAUAUUACACCUUUCAGUCUCAGUCACUUUAUUACAGCUUAAUUUUCUUAAAUCCUACACUCGAUCAGUUGAGCUUCUGGGAAGUUCUUUGGAUUGUUGGAAUUACAGACUUCAUUCUGAAAUUCUUUUUCAUGGGGUUAAAAUGCCUAAUUUUAUUGGUGCCUUCUCUCAUCAUGCCUUUUAAAUCAAAGGGUUAUUGGUACAUGCUUUUAGAAGAAUUAUGUCAGUAUUACCGAAUUUUUGUCCCCGUUCCAGUUUGGUUUCGGUACCUUAUAAGCUAUGGGGAGUUUGGUAAUGUAACUAGAUGGAGUCUUGGGAUAUUGCUGGCUUUACUCUACCUCAUACUAAAACUUUUGGAUUUUUUUGGACAUUUGAAAACUUUCAGACAAGUUUUGCGAGUAUUUUUUACACGACCAAGUUACGGAGUGCCUGCCAGCAAGAGACAGUGUUCCGAUAUGGAUGGUAUUUGUUCAAUAUGUCAAGCUGAAUUUCAAAAGCCAGUUCUUCUCAUUUGUCAGCAUAUAUUCUGUGAAGAAUGCAUUACCUUAUGGUUUAACAGAGAGAAAACUUGUCCACUGUGCAGAACUGUGAUUUCAGAACGUAUAAACAAAUGGAAAGAUGGAGCCACUUCAUCUCACCUUCAGAUGUACUAAGUUGCACAAACCAUUAGGGCCUCAAGACACUAAUUUUAUCUGGUGUGAUAACUAUUGAUACAGGCAUCACAACUGAUUUCCAGGAAUAGAAUAAUUUUUUUCAAGAUGGUUUUAGGGUAUCACGAGACAUAUUUAUAGUUCAGUUUCUCAAAAGAUUAAGUAUAAGGGCCUGCAUUUUUAAACUAUAUAUUCAACUUAAUAAAUAUGCAACUUUUAUUCCACUUAUUUGACAGAUAAUUGCAGUGUUAUGUUGAAAAUGUGUUUUCUUGAUGAUAAUACCAAAACAACAAUUAGAAACUAGACCUAGCCAUUUUAAAGAGGUGCAGAUACUGCUUCCUGACAUGGUUUUCAGAAUAAAGAUUUUUGCAUAGUAUUUUAAAAUACAUAGUAUCUGAGACAAUUUAUCAGACUUUUAGAAUUCCCAUUCUAAAAAUGAUUAAAUUUUUCAUAAAAUUGUAUUUUUAAAUGAAAGUUCUAAAUGCUAUAUUUUACCUAUAACAAUCACAUUUUCUAAGUGCAGAUUUACUGAAGAUAUAUUUUAAUACUGUAUUAUGCUCUAUAAUUAAUGACUAGUAAUCAGUGAGAAUAAAUGAUUUAGAUUCAUUCACCUUGUGGACCUCUUAUGUGUUCCUUGCCAUUCCCUGUAGUGUUCAUUUGUGUUUUGUGUAGUACCAUGUAAUACUUUAAAUAACUAUGAAAAUGAUUUGCAUGUAGGUGGGGAUAUAUGUAGCUCUAUGUUUCCAAUUACCAUUAGCUGGGAUAUGAAAGCCUCACUGAAGGCUGUGGUGGAGUGCGUGCUUUAGUGUGCUCCUGUCCUGGCUGAAUUCUACAUGGAGAAGGGGAGAACAGCAACUUGGGCUCAGGGGAAGCCAUAGCAUUUGGUAGCAUGGUUAGUUUUCUCCAGCUGAUUUCUGCAGGUAGAAGAGGCAAUGAGGCGCUUCCUCAUUCCUUGUGUUUCCUCUCAAGAAUCUGAAAUCUAGCAUGUCUAAAAGGCUGCCACUGCUAAGUUAACGUCAAAGAAGUGAACCAACUCCUUCAAGUUGUCCUCUGACCUCCACACACAUGUAGAGAUGGAUAUACACAACACACUUUAUUUUAAAUUGAAAAAAAAUUGACACUAAUGUGGUGACACACACCUUUAAUCCCAGGACUUGGAAGGUAAAGGCAGGCAGAUCUCUGAGUUCAAGGCUAGCCUUGUCUAUAUAGUAAGUUCCAGACCAUCCAAGGCUACAUGAAAAGAUCUCAUCUCAAACCCCAGAAAAAUGUAAUAAGGUUACAACACUCAUUAUCAGUAAUGAACUGAGGCAUUUCUCUUGCCUCUGUCUUCUUUGCUUUCACCUUAAGGAAGAGAAUUCAUUCUGUGAAUUCAGAUCAUACCUUCUAAACAUAAUUAUUGUACCAUCAUUAAGAAAUGCUGCUAGGGGUUAGAGCAAUGGCUCAGCACUUAAGAGCACAAACUGUUUGAGAGCUCUGGAAUUGAAUCCCAGCACCCACAUGGCUGCUCACAACCAUCUGAACAAUAGUUCUAGGAGCUCUGAUGCCCUCUUCUGGCCUCUUUGAGCACUGCACACAUGAUACAGACAUACAUGCAGACAAAACAUCUAUACAGUAAAAAUAAAUGUUAAGAAGAGAGGGGGAAAGGGGACAGCUACCACCAACCACCGGGACUGAGAAUAAUGUGGCUUUACACUAGAGGCUUCCCUCCCUCCCUCUUUUCUUCAAUAGGACUUCUCUGUGUAGCCCGUGCUGUCCUGGAACUUUGAACUCAAGAGAGCUGCCUGUCUCUGCCUCCCCAGCGCGGGGACCAAAGGUGUGCACCAACAAUCCUGACAAGAUGGAUGCUUUUUGUACUUUAGAUUUGUGAUGGUUGUGAUAAACAGCUACCAUAUGACUACUAGAUACCAUACCCAUGUACUCUGCAAGACACAGCAAGUGCUCUUUAACUGUGGAACCAUCUGUCCAUCCCAGCCCCCAAAAGAGAUACAGCCAUACUUUACAAAAUGGUAACUUCUGGCCUGGAGGUGUUAGUGCACGCCUUUAAUCCCAGCAACCCUUGGGAGACAGGCAGGUGGAUCUCUGAGCUCCCGGACAGCCAGGGCUGUCUCAACCAAAAAAAUCAUAAAUAAAAAUAAAAAAAGGUUAACUCUGGGCUAGAGAGGUGGCUUAGCAGACAGAGGUGUUCACCACGAAGCCUGAUGAACUGAUUCCAAUUUCUGGGACCCAUAUGGCAGGACAGAACUGACUCUGACAUACUGCCCUCUGACCUCCACAUGCAUUCAGUGCCCUGUGCAAACCACAAGCCUAUCUAUAAUAGCUUUUUAAAGGUAACUUCAGCUGGAGAGUUUCCAAGUAUAUUACCAAGUAUGGUACAUUACCAUACUUUACCAUACAUUACCAAGGAUGGUAUGAAGGCCUCAAGUUGUAAAUUACCAUCCAAAAAUGGCCAUGAAUUGCUAAAUUUGAGCACUGUAUUAUUUUUUAAAGAUUGUUUACUGUGUAUACAGUGUUCUGCCUACAUGUAUGCCUGCACACCAAAAGAGGGCAUCAGACCUUAUUAUAGGUGGGGUUGUGAGCCACCAUGUGGUUGGUUGCUGGGAAUUAAACUCAGGACCUCUGGAAAACACUGAGCCUUCUCUUCAUCCCUGGAGCACUAUAUUAUCUUGUAAGUGAACAUUACAUUAUCAAAGGUAGCUAUGAGGUGUACUUAAGCAAGCUGUUGAUUAAUACAAUAAAGUAUUCCAGUAUAUGUGAAGCUGGAUUCCACAUACCUUUUUGCAUGAGUAUUUUUUAAAGCAAACCAAGUAUAUUCAAAAUAACAAAGAUGUGUACCAUUUAAUACGUAAAGUCACUACUAAAAUUUGUUACAUUUUUAAAUAGCUCCAAUUUCUCAGGAGAAAGUUUAUAACUGUCAUUCAUUCAUACAAAAGUAGUUUAUUAAAUAUGAGAACAUGAACAUAUCUAAUGUUAAUGAAAAAACUGUACAUCUGUUAUGUAUACUAUGGUAAAUAUGUAUGCUUAAUUUUUUCUCAGGUAAUAAAAAAUCACUUCUA
Messenger RNA from Psammomys obesus (fat sand rat), 4679 nucleotides. It is a transcript of the gene Rnft1, whose product is annotated as ring finger protein, transmembrane 1. Gene Ontology annotation, molecular function: ubiquitin protein ligase activity. The transcript is spliced from 9 exons. Bases 436 to 1629 code for a protein of 397 amino acids. Lineage: Eukaryota; Metazoa; Chordata; Mammalia; Rodentia; Muridae. The record is from RefSeq and is a predicted model, not a curated record. Gene Ontology annotation, biological process: positive regulation of ERAD pathway. Gene Ontology annotation, cellular component: endoplasmic reticulum.